Messenger RNA from Huiozyma naganishii CBS 8797, 609 nucleotides. It is a transcript of the gene SRL1, whose product is annotated as Srl1p. The transcript has a single exon. The record is from RefSeq and is a predicted model, not a curated record. Bases 1 to 609 code for a protein of 202 amino acids. NCBI's taxonomy places the organism in Eukaryota, Fungi, Ascomycota, Saccharomycetes, Saccharomycetales, Saccharomycetaceae.
AUGCUCUUCAAAGAAAUCUCCGCUAUCCUGAUCGCAGGCCUUUCUGUCGCUUCCGCUGCGUUUACUAACCAGACAACCACUGAGGUUUUAAACAACAAUGGGCUUACUACAACUCUAGCCCCAGACUAUUCUGUUAUGCCAAAAUUGACUACUAGCACAUACAGUGAUGCCACUACAACUUAUUUGGUUACCGCUACUGUUUACUAUACAGUAUGGCAAACCAAACCUACAACUGCAACGGGGGGAACCACCACUCCUGCAAUUGUCAACAAGGAGGAGGAAAAAGCCGUUGUCAGUGCUACCACCACUUUUAACGCACCAUCUUCAAUUGCCUCCAUUCAAUCCAAGGUCAGCACACUCUCCUCUGAGAGAAAAUCUGCCUUGAUCGAGGACAAAAGCACUUCCACGAUUACUACCACCUUGUACACUACUAUAACUCAAAAGAGCGCACAAACUGCUAACGGUUGUGCUCCAGUUACUAAAUUUGUUACCGUUAGUGCUGCGCAGACUGAGACUGUAACUGUAAACGCUGACCCAGUCACUGCUUACGUCACUGUCACAGCUUCUCCAUCGAACGCACUUUGGUCCAACACUACCUCAAAGAAUUAA